AGCGGAACGCUCUGCGUGCAUGUGUAUCGAAACUGUCAAUUCACAACAGUUAUUCGGCCGCAUUUCGUAUGGUGUUCGUUUUUUUACGUUUUUGUUUUCAUUCAGUUGAGUUAAAGCCGUUGACGAGGUUAGACGUAUUUUGUAUUUGUUACAUGCGCGCGUUUAACAAAACAACAAUUUUUUUUUAAAACAAAAAUAUAUAGACAAAAAAAAACCAUUUUCAUAUUAAUACUAUCUAUUUAGCCGUUCAUAAGCAAAAUGAAAAAAAAUAGAUGUAACAUUGUAACAUAUACAUAAUCCGCGUAAGAAAAUAGAUUUCUCGAUGAAAUAAUUUAUAAGAUAAUUUAAAGAAGAAGUAAAAAAAAAGUAAGAAGCAGAAGCAAAACAAAGAGAAAGAAAUAGUUAUACAGAAAUUAAAACAAUUGAAAGCCACAGCAACAAAUUGAAAAUCACAAGAAUUUGGAUACGAGCAAAAUAAAUUUCGAAAAAAAAGAAACAAGCAAAAGAAAGAGACAGAAACAGACAAGGAAAACAUCAUACUACCGUGCAUUUUUAUUCAUCUCUCGUCAGCAGAAAAGAGAGUCAGUGAGUGAGAGAAGCAGAGAAAAAAAAUCACAUAGUGAAUGAAACAAAAAAAGAAUCUGCGGACACCAACCAAACAUUAUUUUACCGCGAAUCGAUUGGAGGGAAGUUGACGAACAAUCACUUAAAAUAUCGUAAUAAUCUCCUGGUACCAGACUGCCAAAUACAAUAAAUUUGAAACUGCGUUCGGUAAUAUAAAAGAGCGGAGAGCGAGCAAGCAAUCAAGAGAAAGAAAAUAGGGAAAAAAGGCGACCACAAGAGCUAAAGUGAAUUUUUUCGUGCCUGUGAAUGCUGUGCGAUCAUCAGUUCAUACAAUAGGUCAUCGACUGCACAACUUUAUUCGUAUCGGCAUCAUCUAAUUGUGAAUGUUCGAUAGUGAGUAUAACACGAACGAGUAAGAGAGAGAGAGAGAGAUACAGAACACAUACAGAAUCAUUAGGCAACGCGCUGAAUCACCGAGACCAAGCAGGCUGGUUCAUUUCGUUAAAUUGUGUGUGAAUGUGUAUGCGUGUAAACGAAAUACAUUAUCAAAAAUGCUGUCGAUGCUCUAUAUUCACAAUUUGUGUUUAGACAUCGAAACAACAAUAUCAGCAGCGACUGCACCAUCAACAAAAAAAGCAGUAACAGCGAACCUGAUCAGAUUUGCGUCUACAAGCGCUUGAAAAUCAAAAAGGAAAAAAAGAACAACGCCAAAAAAGCUUUGUAUAUAUAGAUAUAUAUAUAAAUUCAAUUCGGUUGUUGUUUGCCGGAGAGAGAGAGAGAGAGAGAGAGGAGAGAACAAUUGAGAACGAAGUAGAGAAUAUGAACGGCAAUACACACAUUGCGGUUGCUACUAGUAUCUGGCUGAAUAAAAUGUCAGCAAAGACGGAGAACGAGAGCGAACCAUCCGAGCUGUGCAUGUGAAAUUGAAUAGACAAAGCUAAAUCGAAGCGGCGCACGGCGCACACUUCCAUUUCCACAUACAAACAUAUUUCGAUAUAUAUGUAUAUAUACGGAUAUUUAUUGAAGAAAAGCAAAGUGAGCAACACACUUGGAAUCAUUGCGACUUCAAAAGAUACACAAUCGGCCAACCACAUGCUACUACAUCCGACUGCUUAUGGCACGAAUGCUAUUUAACCAAUGUGCAACAGGAAGCCAAUGUCAAACGUGAAUUCGCUCAAAAUUUCACUGACGACAAAAAAGCAGCAGCAACAACAACAAACACAGUGUGUGUGCGUGACGAAAACAGAUCAAAUGGACCCGUGGUUAAUCACAAAUAUUCACAAUUCGCAUAUCAAUUGAUAUUUGCUCUCUUGAGAAAAACGCAAAGAGUGUAAGACGUAACGACGACAACGCAAAAGCGACAUAAACAAAACAAACAAACUCGUUUUCAUGUGUAAUAAAGUGAUAUGGAGUGCAAGUUUAAAGAGCCAGUUUAGAGUAAAUGCACAUCAAUUGAACACAUAUUCAUUUAUUUCCAUUCUGAAUAGUACUUGUAACUGCUUUUGUUGUCUGCGUGCACAUAUGAAUCGAAAUAUACACCAAAAUUGAGUCAAUGUGUGCAUGAAAAUUCUUGCUCAAACAAAUAAAUAAACAAUUUAUUCACUAUUUAGAAGGACAUUAGUCCACAACACAAAAUAAUAAUAACUAAAACAGCAGCAGUAACAACAAUAACAACAACACAAACUGACACACGCACCAUACAUUUAUUUAUAUAUAUAUAAAUAUAUAUAUUUUUUACCAAGUGUAGUGACGAGAAAGAGAGAAAAAAAAGAAAAAUAGAAAUCACCACAGUGUCAACAACUGCAAACAACAAUUGUACUCAAGACUGAUUGCUGAUAAAUGAAAUUGAAAUUUGUAGCUACUUCGUGCACACGGAGAUUUGAGAUCUGAUCUUGUGCUUCAUUGUGUGUUUAGUGCAAUUUAUGGAGAGAAGAGAAGAAAAAGAGAGAGAGAGAGAGAAAAGUAUAUAUUUGAGUGAUGAUAAUAUACGUAUGUUCAUAUAUGUAUAAUGCAACCAAUGUGUAAUAUUCGUAACGAACUGUACUGAAUUAUUAUCGGAGAAAGGAAAUUUCAGUGUGUUCCGCAGUAUGGUCAUUUAACGGUUCAAUAGAUAAAAAGAAAAGUGUCACAUAACAAUCAAACAGUGUGACGACGACGACGACAAAAAAAAGUUAUAGAAAAGAAAAGAGAAAAGAAACGGUGACCAAUACUAUUACAAGUGAUUAAUUAAAGAAGAAAAAGAAAACGUCGCAAAAAUUUACUAAUUGCUAUGUCAUCUGACUGCAAAUGCUCAAAUUUCGGAUUGAUUUGAUUAUGGAAUAGGAUCGAAUUGGAUAAAAUCGCACAAAUGGCGGAAAUCGAUAAAAUCGAAACGACUGACAAUGGGUCCACUCCAAAUCAAGAGAAUUCGUGUCCGUCCUCGUCGAGCGAGACAUCGAUAGCACCAAGUACUUCCGACGAAGAAAAAAUGGAAAAGAAGGUCACAAGCUGUAGCGACGAUAGCGAUGAACCGCAGGCGAUAGUCGCGACAGUAGUAGAUGUUAGCUCAAAAAUUUCCAACAAACCAAUGGAUGAAAAAUCGCUCAUUCAAAUGGAAUCGCAUCAGCAGUUACCGUCAUCAUCGACUGAAGCAUCCAAUGGAAUAGCCGGCACCACCGAUAACGAAACAAUGGAAACAGACGCUGCUCAUGUGGGUGAGUCAUUGACCGGUACAGUGCGUGCCGUCGAUACCAACAAUAAGGAUACCGAACAGGAGAAUCGAGUUGAUUGUACGGCUGAUUCAUCGGGUGUUAUUAAUAAAUGCGACUUAAUGACGACCAACGAUGUGCUCAUCACUGAUGAGGCUACACCCUCUAUACAUACGGAGAGUGCGCCCGAAGAAUCAACAUCAACAACUACAGCCAGCACCGCCACCGCUAUCGUCGAGCCAGAUUCAAUACCAGACCCAGAAAUUGAGUCUAAAUCGAAAACUGAAGUCAAAGAUGAAACUGAACCUGAACCUAAAUUGGCGGUAGCACCAGAACCAGAGGUUGAAUCUGAGCCAGCUAUAGCCGAGCCAUCAGCUAAAUUAGUUGAAAGCGAUAAUAUCGAACAUGUCACAAGUAAUUCCAUUGAUGACACAUCAUCGAUCGAUGCAUGCAAUGCAAGUAGUUCAAGUUCAAAAAGUGAUACAAAAUGUGUAGAAGAAAAGAGAGAAAAUGCAGAAGAGGAAAAAGUAGAAGAGCACUGUGAUAGCGUUGUUGAAUCGGCGAAGGUGAAUGAAGUCGAACAAAAAGUAUCGAAUGUACAGAAUGAGGAAAAUAUUGUUUCAAAUGUUGAUUCUGGUGCAAAAACCGAACAAUUAGAUAGUGAAAUUGAACAAAUUGAUAAAUGCGAUUCGGUGGAUGAGCAGAAUGCAACGGAAAAUGGCUCCAAUGAUUGUGAUAGUAGUGAUAUUUUAGUAGAAAACAAAGUUGAAUCGGAAGAAAACGGUGCAAUAUGUGCUAAUUACGCUUGCGAUGCAGAUGAAAAACGAAGAGAUAACGAAGCCACGGACAAAUGCGAACCACGCGUCGUCGUCCUCGCCGCUGUCGCCUCCGUGAACACGGAGCCAAGCGUUGUGAACAGUCCUGAAGCGUGCAAACAAAAUGAAACCGAUAAAGAACAACAAAUAGAACCGAUCCAAAUCGAUGUACAAAACAAACGAUUGCCUUCAGCUGAAGCAAACACUGAAGAAAAUGACGUACAAACACAAGUGGACAUUGACCCAGAAACAGCGGUAAAGGAGGCCAAUGAGCAAACUGCAUGCGAAACUGCAUUGAAUGCUGGCACUAAGCAAAAUUGUGAUGACUUAGUGCGAAGUGAAUCAAUCCCGAAUAGCGAAACAAAGUGUGCUUAUGAUUUGAACGAAUGUGUUUCAUCGCCUGAAAUUGCGCCAAUCGGUUUCAAAGAUAAAUUUAAGAAAUCGUUCGAAAUCAUGGAAAAAUCCAAACAAGAGUCCAACUUAACGACGGAUAAACUGGAGAAACAAACGGACCAAGGAAACACAAAAGUUAGUGCAGAUUACAAGAUUUUCAACGUCGUCAUCGACGACGACGAUGAUGAUGAUGAUGAUGACAAACAACACCAAACGAAUGCACCUCUCGACAACGACAUCGAAUCAUCUAAUCAAGUUAAUAGAAACGAUAAACAUGAUUCAAACACAUUCUCGUCAUCCCAUCCAAAUACCAAUGAAUCACCGAGCACAUCGAAUGAUGUAUGUGAUUUGACGGAGGAAAAUACCAAGCCGAAAAUUGUAGAAACGAACUUAGAACUGACAACGAACUGUAAUUCAAUCAAAGAAACUAUGAUAAGCCAAGAAAAUGCUAUUAUACCAAGCAAAAGCAAAAGCAAAAGCAAAACCAUAACACAUUCCACACUUGACAGCUCAACGCAACAGCGAGUUGACAGUCAAGAUCGUGAAAUUAAACCACCGGCAGCGGCAGCGACGACGGCGACAGCUACUACUGAAACUAGAACAAUCAUUAUUUCGCCACACAACCAAGGCCGAUUUGAUUUAAUUAAGGGCAACAAAAAUGAUGAGCCCAAGCCAUUUUUCGGCGCUGAUUUAUUAUCAUCGAAAGCGGGCAGCUUGUAUGUUAACAAUCCAGACUUUUCAAAAUCACUUCGUCCAUCAUUGCGAGAUUUGAGCGAACUGCGAAUGAAACCGCCCGACUUUAGUCGAAUAGCCCGGUCAUCCGAAUUGCAUGUGCCCAAUCCGGACUUCACAAAAGCAUACGAUAAAAUCAACCAUGAUACUCAAAGUCAAUCGCCGCUUCCAGCCGAAGUGAAUCCAAGUAAUUUUGCGGAAAUUAGUAAAAAGUACAAUUACAUUAGUGACCUGCAGCUAAAAAACCCAUUACCAACAACAUCGAAAACCAAUGAGCCAACUCAAUCGGCCUGCUCAUCAUUGUACAUAAAAACGCCCGAUUUUGCGAGCAAAUUGCAACAUAAAGCGGGCAAUGAAUCCGAAGCUUCGCCCGAUCAGGAGCCAACGCCACAUAUUAUACAUAAAAAUAUGUAUCGACCGCAGGCGGAUAGCUCAAGUAAGACCAGUGUUUCGGCUCGUUCAACACCAACUCAUGUCGAUUAUCCACAAAUAUCGGAAGACAUCACAAUGUCUUUAGUGCAGCACGCUUCAUCGCAAGCGAAAGUAUCACAACCGAAAUCGUCUGCCCCACCGAAACCACCCACUCCAGUGCAUCGAGUCGAUUCGCGUGUUACAUCAAACGCUGCAGCUGUAGCAACAGUACCAACGGUACCAGCACCACAACCAUUGCCACCGUCGUCACAACCGCACAUCUACUCGCCAACACCACUCGAAAGACCAAAUUCACAAAGCUAUUAUCCGCAUCCGAUUCAUCAGGCGGAAAAGAGUAUGUCCGCCGCUAUGCAGAAACUCUACAAUGAGGAAAUGUAUCAACGGAAUUUAGCGGCAUCGCCAGCACAUCAUCAAUAUUCAACACCGUCGGCACACGUAUUUCAUCAUCAUCAUCAUCAUCCGCAACAUCCGCAUCAUCACAGAGAUAUUUCACCAGCGACACCGAGCCAAAAAGUCCAUCACACCUACGAACAGUACCCACAAACGGACAAGGCUUUAAUGCCCAAGAGCGUUCAAUCAACGCUCGAUACUAAUUUGAUGCGUCCAAUGAACGAUGGCCCGAUGUAUGGUCGACCAGCCUCAACGAAUAUGAUGUACCACGAACAAAAUCGAUUGAAACCAAUUCAUUCAGCAGCCGAAGUGCAACCAACGAGCAGUAGCCACGUAAAUAGUUACAACUAUACACCGGCCGGAAGACCUGCAUCGGCACAUGCCAUGAACAAACCAACCGAUUAUUACAAUCCAAUGCAUCCGAUGAAUCAAAUGAAUCCGCCGCAGAAAUGGCCAAGCCAAACGCGUAUUACACAGAGUCCAAUUUCAUCGGCACCAUCGCCACACAGCAUUAGCAGCCAAAAUACUCGCAUUUCACAAAGUCAAAGUCCCGUUAGUGCAAGCCCAUUGCCAUAUCAAAUGCAUCGACAAAGUCCGAGCAACAUGCAAUAUCAGUCGCCACAUACGACACCAAGCCCAUCUCCAUUCGGCUACCCACCUAGUCCAAUUCCCGUCAAACCGAACAAACUUCCAAUAAAUACACCAGUUAACAACAUUCCGCCACAAAAGAAACACAAUGAUUAUGCUCUUCCAAUUGCGAAUUCAGCCGAUAAAAAACAAAUGUCAAAUAGUUUGACCGAUCCGAAAGUUACCAAAGUGAAAGAAAGCAGCAGCAGUCGAAUGCAUCAUGAAUCACGCGAACAAUACCAAGCAAUGCAAACGCAACAUCGCUCAUCAUCGUCCAGUCGAAGUGCCGCCACCAAGGGUGAAACAAAGUACACAGAUCGUAUCGAUUACAGACGUCCAAACACUAUUCUCGAUCCAUACGUUUUUCGUCAAGCAUCCGAUACCGAUGUAAACUAUCAAAUCAUUAAGAAAACGCUGAACAAGGAAAUCCCAACACCGUCAUUCAAUCGCAAAAAUGCCGAUCUCAACGCUGGUUUGUCGUUGUCAUCCCGAAUAAAUGCACAUGCACAUUUAACACAAAACCCAAACGAAUUGAAUGCAACGCGAAAAGAGAAAGCCGGACCCGAAUCCAGACUGGUUUAUUUGGAUUCAAAACAACCGCACGAAAUAUACCAAGAAAAAUUGGCAAAACAAAAUGAAUUGAAUAAAUUACAGUAUCCGUCGCAUACACCGUAUCAUCCGGCGCAACAAAUGGAAAAUCAUGUUAAUUAUGACGCAAGAGCAACACAUUCGGCAUCUGUGAACAAUCAUCAAUAUGUAGCGGCACCCACAAAUCAGAGACAUCAAUUGCCGACAUUGGGUAUGUCACAGCAACCGAAGCCAAAAAAUCAAGGUCAAACCUCAGCUGAUGAACUGAAUCAUGUGCCUUACGAAACACCUGUGCGACAAAAACUGGAAGCAAGAAAGGAAAAACCAACACCACCAGUGCAACAGCAGCCACAGCAACUACAGCAUCAGCAGCAGCAGCAGCAGCAACAACAACAACAACAACAACAACAACAACAACCUACUAAUCUAUCGGUGAACGAUGUAUCAAGCACCAGAUCAUCUUCGGCGACAUUGUUUGGUCCAACGAAACGUGAAUCUCCACUGGAUUUAUCGGUGAAAACGGUAAAAACGAAGGCGGACUCGACGGGCGUCUACGAUUAUAGUCUUCCAUUGAGACGACAAGACACCAUUCCGCAAUCGCUUAAGGUUGAUUUCGCACCGAAUUUCUCCAAUUCAUCACCCGACCAAAAUCGCAACAACGCCAAUUAUCGUCCACAAAGCCGAACGGAAACACUUCCCGGUCCAGGUGCAAUGAUUAACAAUAUGAUAGCAAAUCAUGUUAAUCAUACACAGAUGAGCUCACAACCGCUAAUGGCUCAAGCAUCCUAUUCACAAAUGGAACUUCAUCAGAGACAGCAUCAACACAGUGCGCCUCAAUACAAUAUGAAUAUUGAUGCUCGGUAUAAGGCUCCGGGCAUGGAUAAUAAUAGUGUCGCAUAUCCACAGUCCAAAUCACUAGCAACGCCAGCCCAGGCACAACAGGCACAAGCACAAAUGCCAGGCCAGGUACCAGGCCAGGUACCAGGCCAGGUGCCAGUAAAGAUUCCCGCACCACCGAUGACUGAACAACAAUCGAAAGCACGCAAAGACGGAAAAAUGCCCACCAUUUUCGGUGCAAAGCCGGAAGAAUUGAAGAACUUUAAGCCUGACGACCGUACAUUUCAUCUUGAUGCAAAUGCAAAACAUGCGAACGAAAGCUCAAUUGCUGCUGCAUACAACAAAGCAAGUGGAAAAAUGAGCAUGGCACCUAAUCCAAAAUACAAUCCUAAAGACAAAGAAUUGGCAUAUCGUGCCGGUCCAAUGCAUGGCUAUCCAAACAUUCAAUCGAAUCCGGUGAGACAAUCGGAAGUGAUACAGUUUGUACCACAUCAAAGACCACCAUCGAUGAAUCGACUGCCAGAAACGACAACAACAACAACCACGGCGACGACAACAAAUGAACAAAACAAGCAACAACUACCCUAUCCGCCCUACAAUCACUAUGAUGCAGCUCACCGAGCUCAAUCGCAACCACCGUUCAAUCAUUCACAUCCGCCGACCGCUGAAUAUGCAGUUCCAAAUAAGAUGCAUAACGAUAGAUACAAAAUGGGUCAUCAAUACAUGGAAAGAAGUGAUGUUCACUACUCCAGUAACUCUGCUCCUGCUGUUGCUGUUGCCGCCACCGCCGUCAGCAAUGUGCCACAAAAGAGACCAUCCGAAAAUGGUUCAAUCGAUCCCGUUCCCGUGAAGCAGCCACGAUAUGAUCACGUCGACGAUGCGAAAUAUCAACAAAGCGUAAGUAAUCAUCAUCCAUAUUAUCCACCGCAUCAGGAUCGAAAUAUGGCAAUGUAUGCCCCGCAGUAUGUGCCCAAUAUGAAAGUUAGCGAAAAGGCAAUAAGCACACCUGUUAUCGUGCAACCACAGCAUGCAAUCGCUAAUGAAGCCAAAUACCACUAUCCACCGUAUUCAAAUAUGAGCAAUGAAAAUAAACAUACGAUGCCGAUGCGUCCGACCGAGAGCUACGAACAGUCUGCGACAAAAGUGACAAGUGCGCAAACAUUUCGACCAUCGCAAUACUAUCCAAAUCAUUAUGCACCGAUUGAGAAAGCAGCACCCUACGAGGAUGUGGCCAAAGCAAAAGCUCAAAUCAAUACAACCACUUCACAUCAUCCACCGCACAACAAUGCUGUUUACACACCACAAUCAUAUCGACAAAACGAAUGGCCACCCAGAACCGGAAACAAUGAACACCCGUUGGGAUACGGAAAACGACCGUCUUCAUAUGAACAUCUUCCAUCUCAACCGAACCGAUUCGAGUCUUCUGUUAUCAAAUCGCCCGAAUUUGCCAAGGCUGAUACAGCACUUACAGCUCCAGCAAAUGAACCGUUUCGAACAACAACAUUUACCACCACCAACAAUAACAGCACUAGCAAUAACAAUAACAACGUUCCGAAAGCCGUCGAUCAGAGUGUAAUUUCAAAAUUGCGAAACAAUUUGGAAUUGAAGGAAAUGGAAAAGCAAAAAUUGCUGAAAACCCAAAAUCAUAGCGAAAAAACAGGUGACGAAGUCAACAAAUCGGAUUUGGCUUCAAUAUUGGCGGCACGUAUCCGGACGAAAGGUGAACUGAAAGGAUUCAUACCGAUUUCGGUAAAUGAUGCCGAGAAGACGGCCAAAGAAAGUCCAACGGUGGCAAAUGUAACUGUCGAAACGUCGAUAGAAAGUAGUGAGAAAAUUGUGUCAAAAGCCGAAGUGAAGUUCAGUGACAGUUUGGCUGGGCUAGAUUUGAUGGAUUGGGGCAGUACCUGCAACGAUUUCCUUGAACAAUUGCAGAACAAUAGUAACAAACAGCGUUCGAGAGCACAAAGACGUUUUAAACUCGAUGAAACCAGUCAAUUGGAACGAAAAGCACAGGAAAGUUCAGCAGCAUCAACGAAAUCCGGCGAAAAUUCCAAUGGUGAAAAAGACAAGCCCACCAAUGUGAAUAAAUCGCAGUCGCAGUCGCAAUCGCAAUCGCAAUCGCAAUCGCAAUCGCAAUCGCAAUCGCAAUCGCAAUCGCAAUCGCAAUCACAAAGUAAUACUAACGAAACUUCCAGUGAUGAAGAUAAACCGUUACUUUUGUUGCGACAACAAAGUUUGAGUGAAAAUUCGAAAAAUCGCAAAAAUUUGUCGAGUAGCGAUCGCGAGAAAGCAUCACCAAAUCGAAAGAAAAACAAACUGGAAAAACAAUCGCCGAGCAAACGGAAUGAGAAUAAAAAACGAUUGGCCAUCGAGAGUAGUUCGGAGAGUGAAGAAGAAGCUAAUCGAUACUCAAAGCGAUCGAAGAAAAUGAUACGAAAACCAAGAACACGGUCAAGUAUCAGUAAUCGAGGUGGUGACGAUGGCGAUGACUCAGACACAACAUCGAAUAAAAAUAAUCACAAAUCGUCGAAAAAGCGAAACCGAAAAGAAAAAUCGUCAUCAGAAUCGGACGUCGAUGCCAAUCGCAAUUCCAAAAAGAGAAAAUCACUGGAGUUGAAGAGUGAUUCGGACAAUGAUGACGACGACGACGACGAUGACAAUGACAAUGAUAAUGAUGACAAUGAUGAUGAUGACGCGACUUCGGCAAAUUCACCGAAGAAACGACCGCAACCGAUGAAAGUGGAAGAGACGAUGACGAGAUCGAAGCGAAAGCGUGAACUGGAAAUGGAAAUUGCAAACAGCAAAGUGCUUCGCAACGAUAAAAUGGUCAAAUGUAAUUCUAUUACAAUGGAAAAGCGUAGUAGUGAUAACAAAUCGACGCAGGAGAAGAAACAAAAUUCAAAAUUCUCCGAUGAAAAAAACAGUAACACAAAAAACAGUGAGAAUACAAGAACACAACGCUCAAAAUCCAGCGACGGCAAGAAAAAAGCAAACGAAAGCGACACUGAAGUGACGCCGAAAAAAACUGGUCUGUUCAAGAAAAAUCUACGCAACGCUAGACAGCAAUCGUCGUCGAGCGAAAGUGAAUCGUCAUCAUCGGAAAAUGAAUCGAUUAUAACGGAACGUUUGCGCUCGCGGAAGCCAAAGAAUAAUCCAACAUCGGACUCGGAGGCGAAUAAAGACGCAAAAAAUGGGAAAAGCAAACCGGGAUGUAGUAGCUCAAUGGGUGGCGGCGGAUCGGCCGAUGAAAAACCAUCGAAUAAAAAGAGCGCUAAAAAUACGCCGAAGAAAAAUGUAGCCGAUUUGGACAUGAGCGAAGACAGUCGAUCACAAUUUCCACCCGGAUGGGAGGAACAAGCAUACGAGUAUAAACGUUCACUCAAAAUUCCCGCUCGACUCAUCACAAUUGGUCGUCCGUCAUGGCAUCAGCAUCGCAAGUCCACAUCACUGCCUGAUCUAGAUCCACAACACUCCAGCGAUGCUUCGGAAACAUUUGCCGAAAUUAAUAAAAAAUCAGCGGGUGGAUCGUCUUCAAAGAAAGGCAAAUCUGGUGAUAAAAAGGCUAGCGAUCGUUCAGCUUCGGUGAAUCAUGACAGUGAUAAUGCGGUCGCAAAUUCAAAGUCCAAAUCGAUUAUCGAUCUACUGCAUCAACGUGUCAUUCGACCGUCUGUCAAGAGCAAAAAGUCGCGCAAUCAAUCGGCACAGAAUGAGUCAAAAAUUUUACCACAAUCAAACGAAGUGGAAUUGCUACCAACGCCCGGCAAAGAUGAAGGCAAACCAGAAAAUGUCUUCAAGUCUGAGAAUGUGUUUGAAACGGCCGUUUUAAAAUCACGCACUCGAAAGGAAUACAAAGCGAUGAAAACGCAAGAGAUCAUUCGUGAAGUGUUUGGUGGUGAAGAUCGGCCCGCAUCAGCUCCUCCAUACAACUUUGAAAUUGUGCAACAAAAACUGUUACAACAGCAGCAGCAGCAGCAGCAACAACAACAACAACAACAGCAGCAGCAGCCGCCGCAGCAGCAACAAGCCCCACAAUCGUCUGUCACACAUCAAGCACCGCCAGAAUCGAAGCCGUUAACAUUCGAUCAACAAUAUCAGCAGUAUUUGGAAAAGUUGAACGUUGACUACGGCGAAAAAAUCAGAAAAGUAAAAAAUCAAGAGGCCAAAAACAAUGCAACUGAAUCGGGUCAGUUAGUGCCGAAGACGGAGAAAAUGGAUGAAGACAGUCUACUCAAUCAAGAUGAAGAUGAAGAGAGUCACGACACCGAACUCAAUGAUUGCGAACGCAACAUUGAUGACAGCAAAGAAGACGCUUGUGAUUCACUCGAACGCGGUGACACGCCAAGUGUUAUGUCCGAAGCUGACGGAGCAACACCAACGUCAUUCGCUGGCGUUUUGAAAACGAAAAAGGGACGCGGCAACCGAUAUGGACGACGCAAAGGCAGUUCAGGUUUCGAUUACAUUCGUAAGAAGAAAAAGCCAUUGUCACAGCAGAACAAUUCCAAAGAUACAUCGGUUGUUGUGAAGCGUCGAGCCGCCGUCAACUAUUUGGAAUUCAAAAAUGAGAACGAUAUAACACGUGAAAUUCGAAGCUGGGUGCUGAACAAAGGCGUUGGCGAAAGUGUACUGCACAAAGCAGCUCGAUUAGGUUACAUCGAUGUAGUUGCUUACUGUUUGGAACGAUUGGAAAUGGCACCCGAUCAAAAGGAUAAUGCUGGAUACACUCCAUUGCAUGAAGCAUGCUCCCGUGGUCUCAUCGACAUUGCAAGAGUUCUGUUGCAAUACGGUGCCAAUCACUCGGAAACCGCUCAUUCCGGCAUUCGGCCACUUCAUGAAGCCGUCGAUAAUGGAUAUUUGGAAAUUGUCCGAUUGCUGUUAUCAUAUGGAGCCGAUCCACUCUUAGCUACUUAUGCCGGUCAAACACCAAUAAUGCUGGCUGAAGACGAUGAUGAAAUGGUGUCAUUCCUGAAGAAUCAUCUGAUUGAUGUGCAAAAUACGGGUCCAAAUAAAAUGCCAUGGAAAUUUGAAGGACCAUGGAAAAUGAAUGAUCCUGACAAUAUUGGUUAUGAAGUAUUCAAUGAUUUGCCUGAGGAAAUCGAACCACCCCAAAAACCGAAUAAAAUCGUUCAAGAAGCAUGCACUUCGACUACGCCAGAGAAAGUGGUAAAAACACCAAAACGUAAAUCACCAUUGCGGCGAAAGUCCAAGCAAAAAGACGUUGUGGAGGCGAAAGAUGAAGUCGAUGAAAGCGGCGAUGGCGCUCUUGUCGGCGAUAGUGAUGCUGAAUUGUUUGAAAUUGAGGAGUCCGAUGCACCGCUCAUUCCAUUGUAUCAACUGCGAGAUGAAGGCACUACCAAAUGGGUCCUAUUGAGCGAUUUAUGCUAUUUGCUGAAGGUCAAGUCAAAAGACACUCUUCUCAAAUUGCUGUACCCCGGAUCGAGUCCAACGACUAGUGCCAGUCAAAAAGAUCUGUUGCGCGAAUUGAAAAUGUCCGAGUUUUUGGAGAAAGCCGUCUGUCUGCAGCUGUUGUGCGCUGGUGAAAAACUCAACAUACGAUCGUCAAAGGUCACAUUAGUAAAGUACAACGAAAGCGUAAAGAAUGCUCUUGGUAUCAAAACAAUAAAGAUGCGACUAUAGUUUGAGCAGAAACGAAAAAAAAACGAGAAAUGAAAAUAUGGAGAGGAAAACAAUAAUUGACUAGAGAAGUAGAAUUUGAUUAAGGAUUUUAACGAUCAAAGACGAGUUUAUUUAAAUAUGUCAAACAAAAACAAAGAAAAUCUUCUGUGUAAUGUCUUCAAUGGAGAAUACUCAACUUUUUAAUGUGUGUCUCUUUUUUUUCUACAUAAAAAAACGGUCUAUUGUUCAUUGAAACAAUGGCAAAGAUUGUCUGAAGCAAUUCCAUCCUAUGUCACACCUAAUUAAAUAUGAGAUAAUGAAAGAAGAAAAACGACAAAAAUUUAGUAGCAAUGAAACAAGGAUUCCAAAAAAACAACAACAACAACAAAACAAAUGAAAUUAUAUUUUUCGAUUUUAGGUUAUUAGAACGGUUUUUUUCUUCUCUUCUUUCAUACACACACAAACACACACACAUAUGUAUACAGUCGUAAAAGAAAUAAUAAUGCGAAUAUUUUUUCAAUAUGAAAACUAUUCAAGUAAAUCAAGUCUGCUUACUGAACCAAGAACAAAAUUCGAUUAAUGAAAAGAUAAAACAAAAUGAUAUCUAAUAAGUCGGAAAUGUCAGGCUCAUUUCCGUAGCUAAGAUUUAUUAAAUUAUAUACAUAUAGAGAGACAUAAGCUAAGAGAGACAAACAAACACACACACAUACUAAACCAGAUGUUUUUUUUACCAAGUUUCUGGACCUUUUUUUGCAUGGAAAUUUUAAUCGACGAAAGAGUAUUUUGAACUAUUUGUAGCAAAUAUACAUGGUUCAGAAUGUGCAGUAAUUUUUUUUGGAAUUUAGCAAAAUUGUAUUAGGUUAGAAUCAAAAUAAAUUUAAAUUUAUUUAGGCAAUAAGAAAAUCUCUUUAAAACUCAAAACACAAACAAACAGAAGAAAAAACAAACACAUGAGAAGCAGUUAAGAUUUUUAUAUUAUAUUAUUAUUUUAUCUUCUCCAUAUUGUUUUGUAAAUAAGCUUGAACAUUUACUGUAAGAAUGAACAACACACACACACACCCACAAUUUUAGGACUAUGUUCAAAAAAAGGAAACUCUUUUUAACAUGUAAAAUCGUUAAUUAAUUUUAAUUUAGAAAAUAUUUUUUAAUUCAAUUAAUUAACAAACAAAAAGUGAAUUAUUUUGUCUAUUGAAUAUGACGCAAAUGAGGUUGAGCAAGACAACAACCGUAGCAACGAAGUGAAAAUAUGAUUCGAAGAAAAGACGAAACAGAGACGAAUGAAAUCUAGAUGCAAAUAUGAAUGAAGGAGAUGUUAGGAAAAUGGGCCCGAUGUAAACGUAAACGUAGGUGAAAUAUGGGAAUGUGCUUUAAAUCAAUUUGUAAAUGUAUAAAAAAACAACAACAACAAAAUAUGUAUUUAAUAUGUAUUUCAAUUUUGUUAGUUAGAAAAUUUUGCUCAUAUUAAAAAGAAAACGCUAUCACACAUCUCCCGGAAUUAUUUUAACUUUUUCACACAAUCUUGUUUUUCUUUUCUAAUUCUCUGUUGAUAACAAUCCUGGCAAUUUAGUUUGUAAUUUGUUCGCUUUUUUUUCUGUUUGAGACUAUAUUCUCACGGCUCACCUAGACCAUAAGAAGCAAACACGUGAAAUAAUAAUUUAUUUAUAUGAAAAUUUGUAAAAAAAAAAUCACAGAAAAUGUUUAAUUUUUUUUGGGACUAUAAUUUCAGAAUAAAGGAAUAAAUAUUGGAAUAAAGAAAA
Messenger RNA from Sitodiplosis mosellana (orange wheat blossom midge), 15435 nucleotides. RefSeq lists its product as uncharacterized. Gene Ontology annotation, molecular function: protein binding; transcription corepressor activity. Gene Ontology annotation, cellular component: nucleus. The coding region runs from base 2912 to 13699 and encodes 3595 amino acids. NCBI's taxonomy places the organism in Eukaryota, Metazoa, Arthropoda, Insecta, Diptera, Cecidomyiidae. Gene Ontology annotation, biological process: negative regulation of transcription by RNA polymerase II. The record is from RefSeq and is a predicted model, not a curated record. The transcript is spliced from 10 exons.